This is a messenger RNA of Bactrocera dorsalis (oriental fruit fly), 744 nucleotides long. RefSeq lists its product as uncharacterized. Lineage: Eukaryota; Metazoa; Arthropoda; Insecta; Diptera; Tephritidae. The record is from RefSeq and is a predicted model, not a curated record. The coding region runs from base 151 to 744 and encodes 197 amino acids. The transcript has a single exon.
AUCCGUACACAAACAAAAAAUAAAUUCAAACAAGCGCGUUGAAGACCAACUUAUUAUACAUAUACAUAUGUAUAGAUAUGUAGCUACAACAACUACAUUCUAAUAUUAUAAACAAAAUCAAUUUAAUUACAAUUUUAUAUUCCCAUAGAAAUGGACGUAGAGGAGACCCAAACCACCUCCAACACCGUAAGGUCCGAAAUCGCUAUACCCAAAGCGUCGGCUGCACCCGUUGCCGCUCCAAGGACCAGGGUUAUGCGACCACCGCCAUCCGCCGAAGCAGUCAGGGAGAUGAGAGAAGAGCAGCUAUUGGAGCCACAGGGGCCUCCAUGUUGCAGCCUGUGCCAUCGCCCACACGCCCUGAAACGAUGCUCCAUUUUUAAGAGCAUGAAGCCCGCUCAACGAAAACAGGUUGCAAGAGCCCAUGGGCAUUGCAUGACCUGCCUGGCAGAUGACCACGCCACCAUAGAGUGCUGGGCCGACGGCGCCUGUCAAUAUUGCCAGAGGCCCCAUCACACUCUAUUCCAUCGUUUUCCGCGCCGAGCCAAUCCGUCGGAAAGUAGCACCAACACACGUACCAGACCACGCAGUGAUGCUAUCCGGCGUCGACGAAGCAGCCAAUCAACCACAACGCGUACACGGCCAUCUCCGCCACGCCACGCUCAUCGUCAGCACCAACGACGCUCAACAGGGUUGAGCGCUGUACUCAGUACACUACAACAGCGGUGUGGAGCAGAAUGUAUGUAG